Marasmius oreades (fairy-ring Marasmius) is the source of this 2644-nucleotide messenger RNA. RefSeq lists its product as uncharacterized. The transcript is spliced from 4 exons. NCBI's taxonomy places the organism in Eukaryota, Fungi, Basidiomycota, Agaricomycetes, Agaricales, Marasmiaceae. Bases 59 to 2416 code for a protein of 785 amino acids. The record is from RefSeq and is a predicted model, not a curated record.
CCACUAUCCAGUUACGACCACUUUACGAUUUUGCUUUUUUCGCUCUUCCGUUUCCGUUAUGUCCCUCAGCUCUCCAGAACCUCCUUUCAUGCCUAGACCAGAAUUCAUUCGUCACCACAAAUCACCACCCAGUUCUUUUGCCUUGCUCACCUUCUCAGGUCCAAAUUGCAUCAGGCUCUACUCGUUUUCGUUAGAAGUAAUUGCCACUUUACGUCGCUUCCUGGAUCAACGUGUCAUAGUUCAAGGUAUUCGCGAGGACGCCGACAACAAUCUGUACGAGUUUGCGCUUGAUGGGAAGCCUUGGUCCAGUCCCAAAAACCUCGCCACAGAGAGGUUCCUCGUAAACUUACUGGCCGUCCUUUACCACUGUGGAUACAAUUAUCAGUCAACAAUUGACUAUGGCCGUGAACCCGAUGAUCGUUUGGCAAUCACAUUCUCGUGUCCAGUAAUCCCAUCUGAUGCACCUCUUACGCACACUCCCACUCCUCAAGGCUCGGGAAGUAUCUUGUCUGAGAAGCAGAAGUUCUACAGGGUUCCGUUUGCCCUUUCUUUUCCCUCUUCCACCAUCCUACGCGUUAUCAACCCGCCCCUUCAUUCAACGCCAGCAAUUCUCCAGGCUGUACGAAGCUCAUGGCCUCGCGGGGUGGAAUCCGAAAAGAAAGUAGGAGAUAAUUGUUUUGAGUUCAAGCUCAAAGGAUACAAAUGGUUUCAGGAAGACACAUUUGCUGCUGAUUCUCUUCGACAUAUAUUAUCACUUCUUUCAUCACUAGACGCCCAUUCCUUUACCCUUCAGACAUCUCUAUCAUUAACUAGCAGGUCCCGCGUCAAGGACCUUUGGAUCUUCACCGGUCCCCCCUCAUCUGUACUAGAUGAUGCUCCGCUCCCUGAUUCAGCGUCUCAUUCUCUAUCCAGCUCCUCCCAAACCGCUCUGAGAUGCAAAAUGCCUACUCCGGAAACAGUGGCUACUAACUCGCAUAAGAAAUUAGUUACGGAGCCACUUCUCGAGACAAUACCUCUGUCUCCAUCCCAGGCCCCUCACCAGCGUGCGAUGACUGACCAACCAAACUGUGGCGACUUGAGUCCGUGGACUGCAACGCCGCCGUCACCACACAGCCCUUCACCUUCGGUUUCAAAUCUGCUCCGAAAGGCGGCACCUAGGGCACAAGUCCCCGUCUCGGUGCACGAUGGCGACCCUCCUAAUGGGACGGAGUAUCGUGCGGUGCUUCCAAGUGUCAUUCCCGAAGGAGUACCAGAUAUGACAGGUAUUGGGACGACCCCAGACGUGUUAUAUUCCACGUCGCCUUUUGGGGUGGCAGAAGUUGAGAAGCAGCCUUCUUCCCUUCACCAUAGGAUACAGACACCUCCGCUUCAUUCUCCACCCAAGACACCUCCGCUAGCCACUUCUCCUUCUCCUACUCACACCUCGUCUCCUUCUCGCAAUGCUUCCCCAUCUUCUCCUCCCGAUCACGAACGCGAAGGGAACUUGAACCCCGAUCCCGAACAUAAUCUUGACGGACCAUUGCUCUCUCCCGGUACAUUCAGAGAUUCGGCGUUCUCUUCGAGUACAGAAAUGAGCAAGGAAAUACCCAUCAAAUGGACUGGACGUGAUCUUGAGGCUCUGAAUACUGGCGACAAACGCCCUUCCCAGCCCGAUCGGAUGUCUUCGGUUGGACCAAUACUACCUGGUGGUUGGCAGCCGUCGCCCGUGGAGGAGAAAGAAAUGACUCCACGGUCUCCUGAACCUGAGAUCAAGGAUACUGAAGAGCACUUGGAACUCAAACAAAACGUUCGAGUGGCUUCACCAGAAUUUAACGAUCCUCCUGAACAGCAACUCCGACGAAGCGAAGCAGCCUGGAUGGGCGUGAUAUCUCCGAAUGACCAACCAGCCUUACCUCCUCUUGAAUCAGACAUCUCGCGGGGUAAACAGCGUCAAGAGAGCUCGGGUUCCAGUACGGGACAAGGUUGGGUUUUAGUCAAUGUUGAAGGAAAGGGUUCUGCCAUCAGCCCCACGACAGAGACAUCGAAAGAUGCUGUAGGCGUAAGCCCAGGUUCUCAAUCCUCUUCAUCUCCGUACAUCCCUGGGCCCGAAGUAGACGGUGGACACGUCAAGCAGCCGACAUCUGCAAAUGCGUCUAUGUCACCUGCCGCAAAAACUAUCGUGAUUAUUGACGCAGUGGACGGAAAGAAAUCGAAGCAGACGAAGGAAUCCCCCAGUGCCUCACGAGUACGUCGAUUCUUUUCACUUAGCCGGAAAGAUUCGCCCAAGCUCGCAGAAAAGUUAGCUCAGAACGGCCCGUCCUCUUCUGGGACGGAGACCGUAAGAAAUAGAAGUCGGUCAGCUUUUGGGCAGCGGUUAAGGCGCAUAGGGACCCCAGAGGCCACUCGUAACGAGGAGAAUAGACGGAGCUUUGAUUGAUCCUCAAUCUGCGCAGACUUCAACUCUGAGGACAUUGACUAUACCAUUGAACUAUUUGGAUUUGUCCAUAUGCAUACACUUUCUCGCUUCAUGUUAUGGUUGGUGGGUAUCUAUCUAUCGAUAUAUCACGACUAGAACAUAUCCGUAUUAUAGCUUACAUUACCUAUUUCAAUGUCGUCACGCUCACGUGAAGAUGUCACACGUGGCCUCGCCGAACUGAGUCGGUAG